Molecule: messenger RNA, 2211 nt
Organism: Bactrocera dorsalis (oriental fruit fly)
Lineage: Eukaryota; Metazoa; Arthropoda; Insecta; Diptera; Tephritidae
Exons: 3
Coding region: 927-2090 (387 amino acids)
Source: RefSeq, a predicted model, not a curated record
GUCGUAUUCGCCGUUUCCAAUGCGCAAAAGACCAUGAAUUAUAGGUCUCCCUUUUUAUAGAUAGGGCAGAGUACGCUUAAAUUUCAAUCGUCGGGAAUGCUUUCGUACGACCGUGUUCGACAAAGAAGCUGAUGCAUGCUCCUUAUCAGUUCUUCGCCGCCGUAUUUGAAUAGCUCGGCCGGUAAUCCAUCGGCCACCGCCGCUGUGUUGUUCCUCAGAUGGGUAAAUGCUAUUUGAAAUUCUUCAUGGUCGGGCAAUGGAACUCGCUUCAUCGUCAUCGACUGAGGAAUCGGGUUCACCAUUUCCUGGUGUUAAGCUUUCGCCGCUAUUCGCCAAGUUGGAGAAAUGUUCCCUUCAUAGUUUCAGUACGCUCUAGGCAUCACUCACUAGAUCACUUCUGGGAUUUUUACAAGGGUAUGCUCCGGUCUUGAAACCUAUCGGACGUAUUACCCCUGUCGGCCAGCUUGACAAGCUCUUUGAACUCUAGCAUUGAGGCCUCUCUCAGGUAACUAUAUCUUUUGCGCUUUUGUUUAACUUCGCUCCACUCACUCAAGUAAUUCGAGUCUCGAAACUAUUUUAAAUCAAUUUUCUUUCACAAUUUUUUCACAGAAAGUGAUGAUUUCUGUGUUUGAUUCUAAAUUUUCAUAGAAAAAUUUGAAGUUUCGGUAUUUUUUAUCAUAUCAAAAAUUUAGCUGAAUGAUUCAGUCAUUCAUUCAGUUACUGCCCUCCGUACCGCUCGGCCCAUAACCGCGUGUGCAAGUAGACGAUUUACCAAAGCAUUUCGGCCAACAAUAUAGGAAUUAUAAUACACGAAGGAAGACAAUUAAAGAUAAACAUAAUUUUACCAAUAAAAAUAUAUUUUACGAAAUACGGACUGUAAUUAAAAAUAAGCCAACCAACCACUCUUUGUGCAAACGGUGUAUAUAAUGUCUUUUGAAGAAACGCCCUACCAAGAACUCGAUAUACCUUGGGACCAAGCAGCCGAUAAAAUACAAGUACAAGCAGAAUCAGCAACCGAAGAAGAACCAAGCACAUCACAGCCACAAAACGGCUGCAAGCCAACACUGCCAACACCAGCAAGCGCAGAAGGCGCCGCUCCACUUCGCCACAAUCCCUUUACAUUACCGCUGCAGCCAUUCCAGAGCAGUUGCAGCAGUCAGACACUUUUUCCACCACCACCAAUUUCACAAGCGCGUCAACUAUCGCUCCAACUCACAUCACAGCUUCCGUCCACCAGCAAACAAUCCAACUUUGCAAAUAAGCUCCAACCAAAUCCAGAAACCUAUAACCUAGUUCAACAGAUUAUACAAACCGUCGGUGAAUUAGAGAAUACCAUACUUGAGGAUCGACAAAACGAUUUCCAUUUGCGCAUGGCAUACGAACGCCAAACAGAGAAGCUGAAGGAUAUGUGCCAGUCAUUGGAUAAUGAGAAGGCACGUAAUGUGCGGCUGAUGGAGCUAAUACGCGGUGUGGACGGCUGCUCAGCAACUGAGGAUGAGGAGCCAGAAAAGGCGGUCUCGCGUUGUUGUGUCACGGAGCGUUGGUCUUGCUCAUCCGAAGCAUUCGAAUCGAUAAGUCCGCUGCUAAUGCAACAAAGAUAUGAUGAACUUUCCAUUUCAUACAAGAAAUGCCGUCGACAACUCAUAAAGAAGGAAAAGCUGCUACAAUUGAGUCGUUGUGAAACGGAAACCGCAAAAGCGCGUUACGACAAUCUUUUUGAUGAAUAUCUCAUAUCACAGAAACGUUUCGAAGAAGUAUGCUUCAAGUAUCUACAAUUUCAGGCAAGAAAGAAUUUAGAGAUUCAACGUCUCCGCGAUGCGCUCAACAAUGCCGGCGAAUGUAUCAUGAAUGCGCAACAAUUAAUCGAUUGUUUGGAUGAAGAGACGAUCACAUUAUAUGCCAAUCAAAAUAUGAAAAACUUAUAUGAUGACAAUAACAAUAGCAACAACAACGACACGGAAACUAACGAAACGGACUGUAUAAGAGAGUUUAAGCAAAAUUUAGAGUUAUUUGUGAAGUCCUUGCGUCUCUGCCCGAGGGUACAACAGCACAAUAAUAUUGUACGUGAAAACAGCGAAAGUCAGCAAUGAAUUUCACGUUUAACAGUUAGCAGUUAUACUAUAUACGAACUGAGUGUGUCCAAUAUUGGAAAAAAUUUUGUGAAGAGAAAAUAUAUAUUUUAUAUAAAUUUAUAUUUGCUACACGCUUUUA